GUUACUACAGAUACCCGAAGAAGUUUGCGCCGACCUGUCGCUGCUGCACCUAUGAGUUUCCACGUUGAUGAAUAGCCGCGGCCCGCGCGAGACAAACGAGCCGAUUAUGUCGAGAUAAAGAGCCUGCCUCGCGCUCAGUCCGAUAAUGGCAUGCGAUGGUUCAUCCGCGGAGGAUUUCCCGGACAAAGUGAUGCCUAGAGCGGCUCCCUGCACGUGCAACAAGAAGUGCAGGACUCGGACCAGCAGCAGUGUUGUCUUCCUGGGAUUAUUCCUGCUGUCUCUGUGUCUCCACGCUGUCACCCUCGUCUGCUAUCUGGACCUGCGCUCCGAAGUCAAAAGGGAAAUUAUCCACCAGAAGCGGGACUCCAUGUUGCCUCUUGCGGGGAGUGACCUGGCUGACCCGGCGGCGGCGCUCUCGCCCGGACACCCGCGCCUGGACCCCGGGAGCAGCCGCGGCGGAGAGGGUCAUGAGGAGAAGUUACUGCACAGAAAUAGUGAAUUCCUUGCCACAGAGGAUCACAGGGGGAUAACUCAGCGAUCGAAAAGGAGUCCUGGCAAGCAGCCAGAAACAGAAUCAACUGGAAAGGAAAGGAGGAAAGAGAAGAAAAAAGGGAAAAAGAGGUCAGUGCCAGGGCCUCCUGGUCCCCCUGGUCCUCCGGGCCCACAGGGGCCACCGGGCAUACCUGGAAUCCCCGGUAUUCCUGGGAGCAACGCUGUGGGGCCUGCAGGACCCCCUGGACCCCCCGGGCCACAGGGACCUCCGGGCAGUCAAGGUCCAUCAGGGGUUCCCGAUAGGACGAAAACAAAGGAAUUCCAGCCUGCAGUGGUUCAUUUGCAGGGGCAAGAGACGACAAUCCAAGUGAGAGAAGAUCUUUCUGAAGGCAUCCUUAGGAACUGGAAGAUGGUGUCCAUCCAUCACCGCGUGUUUAAAAUGCACUCUCGCUCUGGAGAGCUAGAGGUGCUGCUGGACGGGGUCUACUUCAUAUAUAGUCAGGUAGAAGUGUACUACCUCAACUUCACCGACAUUGCCAGCUAUGAGGUGAUGGUGGACUCCAACCCGUUCCUGCGCUGCACCUGCAGCAUCGAGACGGGACAGCGCAAGUUCAACACCUGCUAUACGGCUGGUGUGAGCCUGCUGCGUGCCGGCCAGAGGAUCUCCAUACGCAUAGUGUAUGAGGACACACUCAUCAGUAUGACCAACCAUACCACUUUCCUGGGAAGUGUCAGACUUGGAGAGGCUCCAUCUGCUGGACAGAACUGAUAACUACACACCACAGCAGCACUCAUAAAAAGGGAAAAGUUGCUCACUGAGGUUAAAUCAGAAGCAACUGUCCAGCCAAAGUCUUUCCCCUGUUAAGGAAAACGUAAAACUUGAGGAGCUCCUGGCCAAUUUUGUCCACUUUCACAAUUCUGUAUUAAAAAAGGACGAUAUAAACUGUUUUGCUUCCCCUCAAACGUCCUCAUCAAACAAAAGAGUCUAUUUAUAGUCACCAUUUUGUGUCAACACAGACGGCAUCUCUAUAACAAGGAAGGACACUGCGCUGACAUAUACUAAAUAUUUACAUAUUUUAAGUGCUGUUGAAUGAUAAUCUUGUAUCUCCAAAAACACAAGCUACUCAAAAUGUUUUAUUUGCAAUUCGUAUACUUGGCCUUUUAACUAAUUUAAUUAUAUUAACAGUUAUACAUAAGUGGUUUAACAAGGGGUAUAAAGCUCCAUAUGCCCCUGGGUAAUAAAAAUGAUUAAAAGAGCAUUUGAAUGUUCAAAGCAAGUAGAAAGGUAUCCAUGCAGAGCCGAGAAAAACCCAUUAAAACUGGAGUUAUAAGGUAUUCACAGGGCAACAGCACUAUAUAUUUUGCACACAUUUGCACUACAGCAUCCCUGCAGAAUAUCAGCGAUAUGUUUUGUUACAGUGCUAUUGUUUAGCUACAGCAUGAGUGAAUCCAUGUGGAAAAAUGAUAGUUGUUUAUACGUCUCUGUACAUAUUGUAUAUAAAAUGGGAUAUACUUUUGUAAAUGGAGUUGAUUGAUGGAUUAAAAUGUUUCAUUUUCUGUCUAAA
Messenger RNA from Labrus mixtus (cuckoo wrasse), 2057 nucleotides. It is a transcript of the gene eda, whose product is annotated as ectodysplasin A. Lineage: Eukaryota; Metazoa; Chordata; Actinopteri; Labriformes; Labridae. Gene Ontology annotation, biological process: immune response; animal organ development. Gene Ontology annotation, cellular component: membrane. The record is from RefSeq and is a predicted model, not a curated record. The transcript is spliced from 8 exons. The coding region runs from base 146 to 1261 and encodes 371 amino acids. Gene Ontology annotation, molecular function: death receptor binding; death receptor agonist activity; tumor necrosis factor receptor binding.